CCCAAUUGUAAAUACAACUUCGACAAGCCCUUUUCCACUUCAAUUUUUAUUGAAGGCGGGAAAACAAAAUAACAAAAUAACAAAAAACAAUAAACCAAACUCAAACAGGGGAACUAAGAAAGCGGAAAAUGGAGAGAAAAAGCUCCAGCAAGGAGUUGCAGGAUCUUCUGCAAGCCAUCAAAUCUUCAGAUGUUGUUGAGAGCCAGAUUGAACUGGUUAACAAGCUUCGGGAUUUUGAUUUCCUGGAGAUAUCGGAUUUGGCUUCUCUUCUUGAAUUCCUCACAGACUUUACUUGCUUGGAUAUAUCUCAAUGCAUGUUAAACAAGACUAUUUUGAGCGUGGCUGCGAAAUAUGUAGAUUCAGAUGUGUCUGGAUGUUUAGUACAGUUUCUUGCUCUCGGGACAAAGGCAAGUGGGUGGUGUGGAAAACAUCUGAAGAUGACUGCGAUGUCAACUGAAGAAUCUCAAGAAGAACAUUCAAAUUUAUUCUUUCAGCUUCUUUUGGAUUUAUUUAGUCUCUCUGCUGCCAGUAUGGUUGCUUUGAAAAGACACCCUGUUUUUGUUGACAAUGCAUCAGCAGCUACUGUUGAGAAAUUCAUUUUGGAACAGCUAAAUUUGAUAAAAGACGUAGUAUCAGAGAUUAAGAGGAUCAACUCCUUCGGUUCAGAAGCAUUAAAGGCUGCACAGACUGUGAUUGAUACUGUAGUGAGACUAUGCAAAGGAUAUUUUGAUGCUGUGAAUUGGGAUCUUUGUGAUGCAAGACCUGAGAAGGAUGAAAACAAUACAGAUUCAGAGAGAGCCAAUAUAAUGAAUCAUGUUACGAACAUAACAAAAUGUACAAUAGAGAAAUUGUGUGAACUGGGGAUCCUUGCAGCAAAUGAUGGUGGGAGUCUGGUAACCAUUCUCAAUGUGUCAUGGAAAGGUGUGAUUACCUUGCUUCAGCAAGGCAAGAGGGUGUUAAGAGAGAUGUUAAGCGUGCAGGAUAUUAUUCUAACCCUAAUUUCACUGGUGAAUGAACCUCUCAGGUGUGCAGCCGGGGCUUGGUCUUCUUUAUUGAAGGAAACCAUUUCUUUAACUGAAGCCAGGAGGACAUUUCUUCCAUCUAAGUUUUACCUUACCAACGCAGUGAAAAUAUCUUCCCUCUAUCCAUGCCAAGCAUAUUUGGUGUACAAGGAGGUGACCCUCUGUGUCAUAAUGAUCUCAUCCUUUAGAAUUUUACUGAGCUAUGAAAAACUUUUGAACACAGCUAGUGAAGUGUUGUCAGAACUUUUGGAGAAGACAUCAAUAGAUUUGCUGAAUUCUUUACUCAAUUCAGCUGAAGUGAAACAAGAGCUCAAGUUUAAACUUCUGGACUGGUUGUUCAAUGAUGAUUUCUGCUCAAAUUCUAUGCAUGGAGAUUCAAGUAGUUUUUAUCACAUGACUUCAAUGGUUGAAAUCUUUUCUGUGAGCUGUGAAGCUAUGUCUGAAGCAAGAUUAUUGUUGCUUGGCAGGAUUGCAUUGUUUCAUAAUUUACUAAGAUAUUCUAUGGAUCUUGAAGAUGACAUAAAGAUCAAGAUCACUAGAAAACUCAGAUGGUUUCUGGAUAUGUUAGUUGUUGAAGAUGUAUACUCCUUCGUUCUUGAUUUGCAGAUUCCUGUGCCACAUGGUUCGGGGAAAACACUGGAAUUGAUUUGGCAACCUAUGUUUUCAGCUCUUUUGCAUGCACUAAAAACCUUCAUGAUUGCGGUGUCUUCAAGUUUUGCCUGGGCAGAAUUUGAGGCUUUCCUGCUUGAAAAUCUUUUCCAUCCACAUUUUCUUUGCUGGGAGAUUGUAAUGGAACUUUGGUGCUUCUUAGUGCGUUAUGCUGAAAUGGACAUGGUGAAAGGCAUCAUUGAUAAACUUUGCUCAUUAAUGAAGCUACUGGAAUCACCAGAAUCAGUUCUUAUUCCAGGUUCUCCUCUGAGGAAAGUGGCAAGGAUAAUCUGCUUGCUUGCUAAAAGUACACCACCUAUGGCAGACCAUGUAUACAGCUCUGUUGUUGGUGACGGAAGAUUUCAAUUGUCAUCAGUUCUGUAUGCAGCCUUGCUCUUGGAAGGGUUCCCUCUAAAUUCACUAUCAGAUAACAUCAGAAGUGGUGCAAAACAGAAGAUCAUUACUGACUACUUUGGCUUCAUAGGGAGUUUUGAUGACAAAGUGUUGACUACUUGUAGUUCUGGUGCAUUUGGGAUUCCAGUUCAUGCUCUAUCUGCAUCCUUGCAGGCACAGCAGGUUAGCAUAUCUGAUGUUGAUGUGAAGACCCUUAAGUUUUUAGUUGCUAUAAUUCGUAACUUCAGAAACCCUGUCGAGAAAAUAAUGAAGGAACACUGUCAUGAGCUUUUAAGUGAAAUGUUGGGAAUUGUGUCAAAUAUGAAGCAUCUAUACAAAUCUGAUGAGAUGGAGGGAGUCCUAUUGGAGCUUCAGAACCUGUUUGUCUCAGGGCCAGCAGCAUCAAAUACCCAAUUGUAUCAAUGCAAACCAUAUCUUGCUCUUUUUAUGGGAGGACUUGGAGACAUGGAGAUGACAGAGAGUGAUGAUUGUGCAAAAAGCUCUGCUGUGUGGGAGUUGUAUCACAUGCUAUUCAGGGAGCGGCAUUGGGCACUUGUCCAUCUUUCAAUUGCGGCAUUUGGAUAUUUUGCUGCUCGUACUACUUGCAAUCAGCUAUGGAGAUUUGUGCCACAAAAUGCAUCGCUAUCUUAUGAUCUGGUGUCAGGGAAUGAAGCAAGCGAGGAGAGGUUUAUGUCUGAGUUGAAGGCAUUUCUGGAUAAGGAAGCAGCUCUUACCACUACACCUAGCAUUGAGCAGCUUGAGUUGCUUGUGAAGGAAGGUAUGAUGCUGAAAGAAAUGGUUCAGAAGAUUUCAGGUAUAGAUGCUAUGGAAUGUCAAAGUAUGGAGAUUGAUGUUGACAGCGUAUCAAACAAGAGAAGGAAACUCCCUGAUGGAAUCAGCAAGGGAUUGGAAUUACUCCAGAAUGGUCUGAAGGUUAUUGGUGAUGGUAUUUCUCAGUGGCAGGAAAAUCACUGUGAAUCCUCCGAACUUCAUGACAAAUUUUCGAGCCACCUUUCUCGCCUUGAAGAUGUCGUUGCUCACUUGACAGGCUUGGCUGGUAACGGUACUGCAGGAAUGAAUGUAAAUAAAAGAAUUAAGUGCUGAGCAGCUUAUGCUUGGAAUAUAGGCUGUCAGUAAAUGCAACGUUUAACCUGUUCAACAAGAUCUUAUGGUUACAAUGCUCAAUCCUUUAGCGAAUGGAAAAAAAUUACAUUUGGUUACUAAAGGAUUAAAAGAACAGCUUAUCUUUAUAUAUAUUAUUUUUAAGUAAUAAUCUUAUUAGUUAAUGUAAAUAUUUUUAACAUGUAUUAUGUGAUUUAAUAUGA
Molecule: messenger RNA, 3388 nt
Organism: Populus trichocarpa (black cottonwood)
Lineage: Eukaryota; Viridiplantae; Streptophyta; Magnoliopsida; Malpighiales; Salicaceae
Exons: 9
Coding region: 129-3167 (1012 amino acids)
Source: RefSeq, a predicted model, not a curated record